Molecule: messenger RNA, 2333 nt
Organism: Aphidius gifuensis
Lineage: Eukaryota; Metazoa; Arthropoda; Insecta; Hymenoptera; Braconidae
Product: zinc finger protein 708-like
Exons: 2
Coding region: 140-2179 (679 amino acids)
Biological process (GO): regulation of transcription by RNA polymerase II
Cellular component (GO): nucleus
Molecular function (GO): RNA polymerase II transcription regulatory region sequence-specific DNA binding; DNA-binding transcription factor activity, RNA polymerase II-specific
Source: RefSeq, a predicted model, not a curated record
UAAAUAUACACAUCAAUGUAGCAACUAAUUUAAAACCUAUUUAUUUAAGUCUCUAUCUUUUUUUCUUUCUAUUUCUUAUAAAUACAGUGAGCUGGAAAAAAAAAAACUAUGUCAUGUUUAAGUAAGAAUUCAGUCAUCCAUGGAGAUUGAAGUGAAAAAAGAGCAACAAGUAUGGCCACUUGUACAUCUUGAUGAUUUAAAAAAAGAAAUUCAAGAUGACACUGAGGAAUCGUGUUUGACACAAUCAAUAAAUACUGAAUUACACCAAGUGAAAAAAGAACUUUUAAAUGAAGCAAUAUCAAUUGACGUUGAUGAUAUUUAUGAUUGUUCAUACUGUGGUGAAAUUUUUAAUAGUGAAUUAAUAUUGAGUCAACAUCAAGCCAAGAGUCAUCCAAUUCUAUCAAACGAUAAUAACAAAAUCCAAGAUGUUAAAAUUGAAGAUAUCAAGCUUAAAGAUGAACCCAUGAAUGUUGAUGAACCAAAAUUAAAAUCAAAUCUUUUUGAUAAAGUUUUGUCAGUUGUUGUCGAACGAAUUCUCGAGUGUUCUUACUGUGGACAAAUAUUUUACAGUAAUAUUAAACUUACUGAUCAUGAAGCCAAGUGUCAAUCAUCAUUAUCAAACAGUGAUUCACCAAGUAGUCCCAUAAAACAAAUUCAACCUGAUACUCUUCAUUCUAAAACGACUGAGUUAAAAUUAUCAAUCAAAAAUGAAAAUAAUACUAGCAUUGUUUCAAGUCAAUCGAAACUGGAUAAUAUUGUUCCAACAUCAUCUAAAUUUCCAGUCAAUUUACCAGAGAAAUUACAAGAAAAUAUUGAAAGCAUUAAAUUGGAAAAUGUUCCGCAACCUUCGUCGUCAUUGUCAAGUGUUGGUGUGAUGAAUAAUCAAAAUUUGUCUAGCUCUUCUGUUGAGACAUCAUUAACAUCAAGUAUUAAUAUCGAUGAUAAUUUAAUAAGAGAUAGAAAAAAAGUAUACAAUUUACGUGAACAAAUAAAAAAACCAGACAGAUUAAGUGAUCAUAUAACAAAAGAUAAUCAACUUAAAAAAGUAAAAGUUGAAGAAUUAUUUGAUUAUUCAAGUGAUGAAUCAACUGAUUCAGCUAAAUCAAUUGUUGUUAAUAAUGAAAGAGCAAUUAUUAAACUUCCAAGUACAUCAAAAGAACCAGAGCCUGUAAAAUUUGUUAGAGAAUUAAUAUGUCAAUUUUGUAAUGAAACUUUUGAUUGUAAUAAUUUAAGAUUAAAUCAUAUUAAAAAUAUGCAUAAUUUGUCAUUAAUUAGUUGUCAACUUUGUCCAUUUGAAACAGAAUGGCAUGUUACAUUUAGAAAACAUAUACAAAUGCAUCAAGCAAAAAAUAUAAUACCAAUAAUAACAAAAUGUGAGAUAUGUAAACGUGAUUUAAAAAGUAAUAGAUCAUUAAUUUAUCACAAGGAAAUAUAUCAUUCUGAUUAUACUAAAAAAUAUGUUUGUGAAUAUGAUAAUUGUAAAUAUGUAUCACAUUCACAAAAAAGAGUUAGAGAUCAUUAUGAACGUUGGCAUACAAAUAAAGAAUUAUUACAUUGUAAAGUAGGUUCUUGUAAAGCAGCUUUUAAUAAACAAUGUAAUCUUAAUUUUCAUUUAUUAUAUAAACAUCCAGAAACAAUAUCAGAACCAAUAUUUAGUUGUGAACGUUGUCAUAAAAAAUUUUUAAGUGAGCCAAAAUACAAAAAACAUAUUGAAUCACAUGAUAAUCAAAAUGUUAAUAAAGCAAUAUUUAAAUGUAAAUUAUGCCCUGAAGAAUUUCCAAGUGAUCAUUUUCGUAAAAAACAUUUUUUUAGUAAACAUAAAUCAUCACAAUAUUCAUGUAAACAAUGUGAUGAAAAAUUUAAAGAAAGACAGUUAUUAACAGAACACAUGAAAGAACGACAUACAGCACCAAAAGUUGUAAAAAUAUUUGAUUGUAAAGAUUGUGGAAAAAUAUUGAAAACAAAAUCAUUGUUGAUAAAACAUUCAUCAAUUCAUUCGAGUGAAUUUUUUGAGUGUGAUUAUUGUGGAUAUAAAGCUAAAUUAAAAGAAUUACUUGUAAGACACAUUGUACGUUUGCAUACUAAAAAAUAUAAUUUUAAAUGCAAAACACCUGGAUGUGAUAAGAAAUAUAAAUUGUUUAUUGAUUAUCAAUGGCAUAUUAAAAAACACCACAGUUAAUUUUUUUUUUCUUUCAAUUAACAAGUACAUUAAUUAUGAUGUUUGUUUUAUCAGUUAAUUUCUAAAAAUGUAAUUGGGUUUUUUUUUUUUUUAAUUAAAACCAAAUGAUAAACCAAAUGUGUCUAUUUUAUUGUAACAAGCUUUUUUUUUCAAG